This is a messenger RNA of Seriola aureovittata, 3624 nucleotides long. Its product is annotated as piggyBac transposable element-derived protein 4-like. The transcript is spliced from 3 exons. The record is from RefSeq and is a predicted model, not a curated record. The coding region runs from base 984 to 2396 and encodes 470 amino acids. NCBI's taxonomy places the organism in Eukaryota, Metazoa, Chordata, Actinopteri, Carangiformes, Carangidae.
GAGACGAAGAGGAAGCAGGCUGUGUUUACAUCAGGUUUACACAUGGCAGAGAUGAGAGGACAGGAUGCAGAGACACCAAUAGAUUGAGCAAUAAAAUAAAUAGCAUGGCACGAAAACGUUUAUCAACGGAGGACCCUGUCAGCAAGCUGCUGGAAGAUACUUUCAGCGACGAAGACGACGACGGAGACUCAGCUCCUGAUAGUUUCUCAAGCGGGGUAGAAGAGGAUUUUGAAGAAGGCGAUGAUCUAUUUGAGGACAUGCCCCCCUUUUGCCGCCAUAACAGCUCUGACUUGUCGAGGCAUGGACUCCACAAGACUUCUGAAGGUGUGCUGUGGUAUGUGGCACCUGGACGUUAGCAGCAAAUCUUUAAGUUCUGUAAGUUUUGUAAAGAAGAAAAACCCAUCCACAUCCCAGCCAUUAUCCUGCUGAAAGAUGUUGCCAUGAGGGAAUACUGUUUCCAUCAAAGACUGUACUUGGUCUGCAACAAUGUCAAGAUCUGAUGGAGACUACAUACCCUCCACUUCAUGUAGACAGUCCUGUUCUACUCCACUAUCAUCCUCUUCACAACAGCAAGCAAGCAAAUCAGUGUCAGAGCCCGAACAGACAAAUGAAGGUGAUCGCUGCCAUGUAACACCAUCUAAAUCCCCAUCCACUCGCAAACAAGGACGUGGAAGACCGACCGCAGCAUCACAUCAAGCACCUCGACUUUCUGCUGCUGGGUGGCAGACAGAACAACAACCAGAUGCAUUGCCUGAGCCCCUCCCAGGCUUUUGCCCUGCUCGGUCACCUGGAGUACAAGUAUCUUGGUUAUCAGACGAGCCCAGCCCCUCUGAGCUGUUCAAAACAUUUUUUGAUGAAAAGUCUGUCAGGAUCAUCUGUAAAAACACAAACAAACAGGCCAAGAAGAACAUUGAUAAAGGAAAGAAAUUCAACGUGACAUCAGUCACGUUGAUUUCUUCAAAUUUGUGGGACUCCUCUUUUAUAUGGCAGUCUUAAAACUGCCACAAGUGCAACAGUACUGGAGACAGAGUUCAUUUUUCAGUGUCCUGUCUCCAGCCUUAGUGAUGUCCAGAAACACUUUCCAGGUGAUAUCAUGGAACCUGCACUUGAGUGAUCCAGAUGAAGAUGCAGAAAAUGACAAGAAAAAGGGCACACCUGAAUAUGACCCCUUGCACCGACUCAGGCCAUUAUAUGACCAUUUACGGAAUGCAUGUAAGGCAUUUUACCAUCCCCGUCAAAAUGUCUCAAUCGAUGAACGAAUGGUCACUACAAAAGCUAAAACUGGAAUGCGUCAGUGCAUCAAAAAUAAACCCAACAAGUAUGGCUUAAAGCUGUUUGUGAUGGCGGAUUUCAGCAACGGUUACACCAGUGAUUUUUCAGUCUAUACAGGCAGAUACCACAAUUCAUCUGGACAUGGACUUACAUAUGACACUGUUAUAGGUUUGAUGAGUCAAAAAUACCUUGGAAGUGGUUAUCACCUGUACUGUGAUAACUACUACACAAGUCCAAAGCUCUUCAUGGAGCUUUGUACUUUGAAAGUCCGUGCAUGUGGCACAUACAGAGACAACAGGAGAGAAUCCCGGACUAAAAAAAAGGACAGCAGAGGAACAAUAAGGUGGAUGAGAAAUGGACCGCUGCUUUUCGUAAAGUGGAUGGACUCUAAACAGCUGUCUAUGUGCUCCACAAUUCACACUGUGUACUCAGGUGAAAUUGCGAAAAGACAUGUGAAAGAGAAAGAUGGACAAUGGAGGAUCCAAAACAUCCCCAUGCCAACCCCAGUGGCAGAAUACAAUAAGUACAUGGGCGGUGUAGAUCUAUCAGACCAGCGGAUCCAGUAUUAUUCAGUGCACCAUAAGACAAUGAGGUGGUACAGAUUAUUAUUUCAACACUUCAUAGACAUUGCAGCCGCAAACUCCUACAUCCUUCACAAAGAACUGAGUCAGAAGAAACAGAAACAACCUAUGACUCACUUGGAGUUCAUGGAGACCCUCACUGCUGAACUUUGUGGCUUGGAUAUACCUGUUCCACCAUCCAGACAAGCUACACCAGACACACGUUCCAAAUGUGCCCUACAAUCCAAACCAGGUGCACCACCCAAACAACACCCGCCUCCCACACCAGGCACACCACCCAAACCACGCCCGCCACCCAUACCAGCGGCACAACCCAAACCAGGUGUGCCACCCACAUCAGUCAAAUUUGUCCUACGGACCUGCACCCCUGUGGCUAUAAAGCCAGAUGCAGAGAAGUCAAAAAAGGCCACAGAUGGAAGACUGUCCUGUGUACACUGCAAAAAAAAGACUGCGUGGAAGUGUAGAAACUGUGGUGUGUCACUGUGCGUGAUUUUAGACAGGAACUGUUUUGCCGACUGGCAUGAUGCUGGUCCCUCUGCAUAAUGAAGUGGCAGUUCAUGUGCAGAGUGGUGUACAUACAAUGCAUUCAGGAAGUCUUCAGAAUACUUUUUUCAUAUUUUGUUAUGUUGCAGCCUUAAAGUUAUAAUCCAUAACUUUUCCUCAUUAAAAUGUCAAAAAAUGACUAGACCUGUUUUAUAUAUAUCUUUGAGUUACAGGAAACAAACGUUUCCCUUUUAAUACAGCAAUGCUUUGUCUUAUUUGGUCAACUUAUAUCCCCUAUGCGCAUGGGUCGGCGUUGGUAGUUGCCUGCCAGAGGCUCAACAUUGACUUUUUUUUUUAUCUAGUUUUACACCACAUGCACUUUUUACACCUUGGUGGAUUUGACCUCUAUAUUUUAACCAGGAUUUUAGUCAUUGGAUGUCUGGGUCUGAAGUUUUCAGAGAAACAAGUUGAGGAAAUGUUAGACAGCUCAGCUCCCAGCUGCUGGAGACGUCCUGUCCCAUGUCCACUGAAGCGCGUCAGCAAAUCACUGAUUUAAAAAAAAAAAAAACUGCUUUAUAAGUUUACCAGUUUUAAUCCCCCAUUCCGUUUGUUAUGGAGAGAACGAGAUAAUUCGGCUGCCGGUAAAAACCUGGUGAAUGUCUGGUUCAUAAAUUAUUAAAGAAACAAAGGUCAGCAGUCUCAGUUUCCAGCCACUACUAGAGGUAAUGUGACCUCUGCCAAGUGUUGUGUAUCACAGAUUUUUUUGUUAUUUUUGGGGCAGUUUUGCCUUCAGAUUCUGAUCACUACAGUGAGAGAGACAGGAAGGUCGGGAGAGAGAGGGGAUGACAUGUAGACCACAGGUCGGACUGGAACCUGGAUCGCUGGUCUACCACAAAGUACUAAAGUAAGUUAAAGUGAAACUGUUUAAUGGAUGUUUCUACUGGUUUUAAUCCCCUUCUCUGUUUGUUAAUAUGGCUACUGGUAAAAACUUCUUCAAAGUCUGGUUAAUAAGUUAUCAGAGAAUCUUAACCCUUUAAUUGAGAGACCCCUAGAGGCAGAAGUUAGACUUUGAGUUAAAGCAAAAAUAAAAAGGGAAAUAUUCCCUCAUUAAUCUACACUCAGUAUCUCAUAUUGACAAAGAGAAAACAGUUUUAGAUUUUGUUUGUUUUUUACAGAUUUAUUAAAAAGUAAAAACUGAAAUAUUACAUUGACAUAAGUAUACAGACACUUGAAAUGUAUCUAUGGUGAAAUGAUCAACAUUCAUUAAAAUUGAACAAGUCUCACACCA